Bolinopsis microptera is the source of this 2015-nucleotide messenger RNA. Its product is annotated as mitochondrial disaggregase-like. The transcript is spliced from 4 exons. The coding region runs from base 4 to 1656 and encodes 550 amino acids. The record is from RefSeq and is a predicted model, not a curated record. Gene Ontology annotation, biological process: cellular response to heat. Gene Ontology annotation, cellular component: mitochondrion; cytoplasm. NCBI's taxonomy places the organism in Eukaryota, Metazoa, Ctenophora, Tentaculata, Lobata, Bolinopsidae. Gene Ontology annotation, molecular function: ATP binding; ATP hydrolysis activity; protein binding.
GGGAUGCUGUUAGGAAGAACGUGUGUUAGAAGAAUACUCCAUUCCCAAACAGCAUGUGUGUUUUGUGCCCGUGAAGUUUCACACAGCUCCAAUCCUCCAACUGUUUCCUUACAAUAUCACCAGGAUCAUUCCCGAAAGGAUUACAGCGACAACUCAAACGGGUUCAACAAAAAUUCCUCAAAUCUUAAGUAUGCUGCACCCUUCAUCCUUCUAAAUGUGUCAGCUCUACUGGCUUCGAAGAAAAAGGACGGGGCUGAUGAUAUUGAAUCGAGAGAACUGGCAACUAUGGUACUGGAAGAUGGACAGAUAGACAUUGUAAAAGUUAGGAAACUGCUAAAAGAUGGUGCUGACCCUAAUUUUAGGUACCAAGCUGGCUGGAGCCUGAUACAUGUGGGCGCUGCGAGAGGAAAUGUUCAGCUGGUAAAGAUGCUAACUAGGUUUGGAGUGGACGUGAAUGUAGCUGAUCAAUAUCCCCCGGGUAACAUCUCCAAAGUAGACCUAGUUAAUGUCCACCAGCAGCGUCUCACCCUGAACCCCAACUACAAGCUCAACGUGAACUGGGCCGGGUUCACCCCGCUACACUACGCUGUGAUAAAUGACGAUGUUAAGAUGGUUAAAGUGCUGGUGGAGGCUGGGGCUAGCGUGAACUCCAGGACUAACACUGGGUUUCUUCCUGUUGAUCUGGCUGCGGACUCGGAGAUAAAGAAAAUGUUGAAGGAGCAGGAGCAGGUGGAAAAGAAGAAACGUAUUCUAAGUUUAGGACCAUUUCUCAAGGAUAAAGUGAUCGGUCAGGAGAGCGCACUGGCUUUAGUUACAUCAGCUGUUCAGAGAAGAGAUCUGGGCUGGCAAGACGACAAACCCCUCGUGAUGCUGUUCGUUGGUUCGUCUGGUAUCGGCAAAACAGAAACAGCAAAGCAGCUCGCUGCGCACAAGAACGACAACAAUCCUGACAGCAAGGUCUCCUUUAUCCGUAUUGAUAUGAGCGAGUUCCAGGAGCGACACGAGGUCUCCAAGUUUAUUGGUUCCCCACCAGGGUAUAUCGGACAUGAUGAGGGAGGUCAGCUGACCAAGGCUCUCACUGAUCAUCCUGAGUCGGUGGUUUUGUUCGAUGAGGUGGAGAAAGCUCAUCCAGAUGUUCUCAAUAUAAUGUUGCAGUUGUUCGACGAAGGACGAUUAACAGACGGUAAAGGAAAAACAAUACUUUGUCCCAACGCAUUAUUUGUGAUGACAACCAACGUGGGGGCUGACCAGAUCGCAAACUCAGCUUCUGAGAUAGACGAGGACUUCAAGAAGUACGUCAUGUACCCUGAACUGAAACGAGCAUUCCGGAGAAAUGAGUUCUUGGGCAGAAUAAACGAGAUCGUUUACUUUUUACCUUUCACCUCUGAGCAAUGUCUGAAGCUGGUAGAACGAGAAUUACUUCGAAUCAAACAGUACGCCGAGAAACAAAACAUUGAAGUUUCGUGGAGUGACAGCGCAGUAGCGCUACUUGCCACAGCUAUUGAUUCUAACUACGGUGCUAGGUCACUGAAAAACGAGGUAUCCCGCAGAGUUGUUAACAAAAUAGCUGAUAUGAACUUGGAGAAUAAGAUUAGGGCUGGUUCUAAAGUUUAUCUUACUGUUUUGGAUGGUCAGAUACAAUUUAAUGUAAGCUGACGCCUCAGUGCUGUUUGUUUUAAGCUGUGUAAAUUCGCGUGGUUAAAAAUUUGUUCUGCAAUGAUUUUUGAAAUUCUGAUUAGUGAUAAAUAGAUUAGCGGGAUAUGUACAUGAUUUACGGCCAUACGGGCCAUAUGCCACAAUAUUAGGUUGAUCUAUCGAUAUGUGAUCGGGAACGAAUUCAUCAAUAUUCGAUUUUAGAUUUUAAUCGAACUUCUCGCCACUGAUAACACGAUGUGUGCACUGUAAAAAUGAUGUGAAUAUAGAAUAUUGUACUACUGAUGCUACUGUCAGUAUAUAGACGUUUUAGAGAAACUAAUUUAUUGAUUUAUUUGAAACAUUUUCGUUCUUACAACGUA